This is a messenger RNA of Fonticula alba, 1255 nucleotides long. RefSeq lists its product as hypothetical. The transcript is spliced from 3 exons. NCBI's taxonomy places the organism in Eukaryota, Rotosphaerida, Fonticulaceae. The coding region runs from base 84 to 1211 and encodes 375 amino acids. The record is from RefSeq and is a predicted model, not a curated record.
ACACACACACACAAACACAAACACACAAACACAUAGACACACACACACACAGGACCAUCCUGCCCGGCCAUCCUGCCUUCCGUAUGCACUCCACUCCCCAGAUUGCCCUGGAUGAGGCGGCCGGGGGGCCGCAGCCACGAUGGCAUGCCCGCACUGCUGUGCUCGCCCCGGCCGGUGUCGAGCCACCCCCCGGGUGCUCCUGCGUCGUGGGACCCGAGGACCCCGGCUCCCGGCGUCCUCUGGUGGCGGGACACCUGUUGCGAGUUUUUUCCCUUUGGCACGGCCCUGGCGAGUUGCGCCAGCUGGUUCUCACAUCUGACGGGGGAGAAAGCCUCUUCAGUGUGAAGGCGCCCCCGGGCCCGGGCAGCGGGCUUGCCCUGUGCGCGGAUUUGUCGGCCGAUCCCUCGGUCCGGGAUUUGGCGGCACACAUUAUUCGGGGUGAUCGAGUCCCCGCAGCCCGCCUCGGUGGACAACUUGUGCCCAUGGCCAAAGACGACUGCCCCCCCUCGGCGGGAGGGGUGGUUUGCUUCGCAGAGUCUGGCAGCCUGGAGUGGCGCUCCUCCACCGGAGGCUGCUGUGGCAUCCUGUCCUGGAAGGUGGCCCUCUCUCGUCAGCCUGGCGGUGGGGCCGGGCUCAAACUGUUCGUUGGCCAGGCGCACCUUCACCUCCGGGACAGGCCAGCUGCCAAGCUCGCCGCCAUCGCCCGGGCCUUGGCAGCCGACCGGGACACCCUCCUGCAGGAGGCCAGUGCCGUGGAGCAGAUCACCCGCGACGCGCGGAACACUCGGAAUCGCGCAGCCCAUGCCCUGCGCUCCGCCCUUCAGAAGCGCCGCGAGCGCGACGACCAGCUCUGUACCGCGUUCGCCGAGAUCCUCAACGCCAAAAAGGCCAAAAUCCGCCGGCUGAUGGAACAUGUCGCCCUGCUGGAGGCGGCUCGACUUCCUCCCAGCCCGGCCAUCGAUGCGCCUGCUCCUGCCGGGAGCCUGCCGCCUGCCGCGAGGGCACACCGCCCGCGGCGGCCCGCGCGUGGGGCCGCUUCCGCGCCCGGUGGCCGCCAGAUCGCCGCUCUGCCGGCAACGGCCCCCGCCCCCUCGGUCCCGGGAGCCGAGGAGGCCCCGGGCGUCACGGACGCCCAACCAUUGGCAGGGAAACUCACGUCCUUGAUCGAUCACAUGCGCUCGGGCGGCCUCACGCGCCCGCGCCUGGAAUGAAUCCCCCUGAGCAUUUUUCCGUCGGUGCACCCGGCCACCGCCUC